AUGGGGCGUAGAAAAUCCAAGAGAAAGCCUCCCCCGAAGAAAAAAAUGACAGGCAAUUUGGACACGCAGUUCACAUGUCCGUUUUGUAACCACGAGAAAUCCUGCGACGUGAAAAUGGAGCGAACACGAAACACAGGAAUAAUAUCUUGCAGUGUUUGCUUGGAGGAGUUUCAGACUCCUAUUACCUAUUUAUCAGAACCAGUGGAUGUUUACAGUGACUGGAUAGAUGCAUGCGAAGCAGCCAAUCAGUGA
Molecule: messenger RNA, 252 nt
Organism: Nerophis lumbriciformis (worm pipefish)
Lineage: Eukaryota; Metazoa; Chordata; Actinopteri; Syngnathiformes; Syngnathidae
Source: RefSeq, a predicted model, not a curated record